AUGGCCUUCUUCAACUUAUAUCUAUUGGGAUAUCAAAAUUCCUUUCGGAACAAAAAGAAGGAUGCAACUGGAGAAACAAGUCAGAAGGAGCUGGUGCCCACCAGGCUGCCCCCCAUCGCCUUGGGACAUGGGAACUAUUGCGUGCACCAGAACAGCCACGUGAGGUACCAUGAGGCUGUACAGAAGGUGUUGUUAAAGACAUUCCCCAAUCAGGUCUUCAGAGUCCCUCUGACUGAUGCUCAGAACUUCAGCUUCUGGCGGUCCCAUGAUCCAGGAGUGCAUCCAGAGGAAACCAUGCCAUGGAUCCGAAGCCCACGCCACUGUCUCAUGAAAAGCCCAAUGACCAGGUUUAUGGAUCACUGCAUUCUCAAUGACAGAACCUUCAGUCAGUACUGAGGAUGAUGUGGCUGCAGAUGGAGAUGAACCAUGAGAGGAGAGCAAAUUGGGCAACAGGGAGAAGUGCCCCAGUUCGUGUGACUUACU
Messenger RNA from Octodon degus (degu), 483 nucleotides. RefSeq names its product testis-expressed protein 49-like. The record is from RefSeq and is a predicted model, not a curated record. The coding region runs from base 1 to 396 and encodes 131 amino acids. Lineage: Eukaryota; Metazoa; Chordata; Mammalia; Rodentia; Octodontidae. The transcript is spliced from 4 exons.